Scleropages formosus (Asian bonytongue) is the source of this 480-nucleotide messenger RNA. RefSeq names its product potassium voltage-gated channel subfamily E member 2-like. Gene Ontology annotation, cellular component: membrane; voltage-gated potassium channel complex. Gene Ontology annotation, biological process: regulation of heart rate by cardiac conduction; negative regulation of delayed rectifier potassium channel activity; ventricular cardiac muscle cell action potential. Bases 91 to 402 code for a protein of 103 amino acids. Gene Ontology annotation, molecular function: transmembrane transporter binding; voltage-gated potassium channel activity involved in ventricular cardiac muscle cell action potential repolarization; delayed rectifier potassium channel activity. The record is from RefSeq and is a predicted model, not a curated record. The transcript is spliced from 2 exons. NCBI's taxonomy places the organism in Eukaryota, Metazoa, Chordata, Actinopteri, Osteoglossiformes, Osteoglossidae.
CGGUCGACAUACUACAACGCCGCUCCAAGAACCCAAUACUGGCUUCCCCCUGAGCUUCUGACUGCCCCCCAUCCCUGUGUUCCAGCUGCGAUGAUGGGUAUUUUAGCAAACCUCACCCAGCAGCUGGGGGAGUCUCUGAGCCACGUGCUGGGUCAGUAUCUGGAUCGCUGGAAGGAGAACAGCACACAGGCACAGCGUGCGCUGGACCAGAGGCUUGCUGAAGAGAACUUCCGGGACGUGAUCUGGUACCUGAUGGUGAUGAUCGGAAUGCUGGCCUUCAUUAUCGUUGCCAUGCUGGUUAGUACGGUCAAGUCCCAACGCCAGGAGCACUCUGGUGACCCCUACCACAAGUACAUCGAGGAGGACUGGACUGCCAAGCUCAAGAACCAGACUCACAGCUAAAUCCAAUCCAACCCCAGGGCAAAGAAGUAUUUCCCUGAGCAGCCCAGCUCUAUAAGCUAAACAGAUUGUUUCCUCACC